AUGUCGCACCUCAAUGGCUCCGAGCCAUCGCGAGCUCAACGCGAAACCGAGGGUCGGUGGGAGGAGAAAAACGUGCUGUGCGACCAGAUUAAGGAGAUCAUCGCGGCGCUUAACGAUAUCCGCACGCAGCUGGCAGAGCAGAACAAGUACCUGGACGUUCUCACCGAGACAUAUGUUCGGAAACCGGCGCCUACACAUCUCGUCUUUGCCCAGGAGCUCGAGACGGGCGGCUGGGAAGAGGGCAGCGAUUGGGGUGAGUAUGCCGACUUUGCGCAGGGAGAGAUUCUGCCUGCUCCGGGGUUGGAAUAUGAAGGGAGUUGUGAACAGAAUUAUGAAGGGAAAUAUAAAGGGGAUUAUGAGGAGAAUUAUGAAGAGAAUUAUGAGGAGAAUUAUGGAGAAGAGAACUAUGAAGAGGUAAAAGGGCGUUACAGAGAAGAAGAAAAAGAAUCCCCAAAAGUGGAUUCUUUUCACGUUAAUGAGACCGCGGCGAGUAGAAACCAGCGAGAACCUAUCCUGGCUGAGUCGAAGGGAGAUAUGCAGAAGCAAAAGUGCUACUCGCUUGAAUCGACCGGCCCAUCAUUCUAUCUGCCCCUAGGCCUGGUGAUCAGCGCGCACGUUUCGCAAGCUUCAUUUACAACAGUAUUCAUCAUCCUGUCGCUGGCAGCAUACAUCUUUGCCACAUUUACCCUGUGGUUCUUACGCGAGGAAGACUGGGUCAAGCGGAUCAUUGGCUCUUGGAGACUGGCGAAGGCGAAUGCGAGUGCGAGUGCGAAUUCGAAUGCGAAUGCGAUCACGGACUCGAUCCAGGCGGAUCAGGAUCGAGGAUCGAGGAUACCGGAUCUGCUACGGAGACGACAGGUGCUGGAGACGUCUUGA
Messenger RNA from Aspergillus nidulans FGSC A4, 876 nucleotides. RefSeq lists its product as uncharacterized. Bases 1 to 876 code for a protein of 291 amino acids. Lineage: Eukaryota; Fungi; Ascomycota; Eurotiomycetes; Eurotiales; Aspergillaceae. Gene Ontology annotation, cellular component: membrane. The record is from RefSeq and is a predicted model, not a curated record. The transcript is spliced from 3 exons.